AUGCACUUUUUCUUGGAGAAGAGUUUGUUGUGUACACCGGGUUUGGAUAACCAACGUCCGUGGUUAGUCAAGGCUAGCGGAAAGCUCACUGUCAGCACCAACACUCACAGUCACAGUUGCAGUACGUUGCAUCAUUGCAAAAUGAGUAAAAAUAAUAAGAGGAGUGAAAUAUGGAAUUUUUUCACUCAAGUUGACCAGCAAAUAGCAAAAUGUGAUAUUUGCAAGCAACAUUUAAGUUUUAAAAGUUCCAUUAGUAACUUAAAAAAACACGUUGAAAGAAAGCAUCCCGCUAUUCAAAUUAGCAGAAAGUUCACGGGCUCUCAGGAAAUUGAAGGAAGCAAUAUUAAUCAAACCCCAGUAGAGAUACUGCUAAUAAUUGCACCAGGAACUAGCGCAAAACCCAAAAGUGCACAAGAAAACAUAACAUCGUUUUUUGCGCCAAAAAAACUAAAUUCCUCUGCCCAAAAAAAAAUCAAUGAUUCAUUGAUAAAACUAUUUACGAAAGAUUAUCAACCAUUUAGUAUCGUCGAAGAUCAAGGUUUUAGGGGUUUUGUGGAAUGUUUAAAUCCAACGUACAAACUUCCCGAUCGUCGCACUAUCAGCAAAAGCCUUGUUCCUGCGGCGUAUGAAAAGUGUCGACAAGACAUGGAAGAGGGAAUUUUGAUGAUACAAAAUGUGUCAUUAACCACAGAUUGUUGGACGUCAUCAAAUAAUGAUGCAUUCUUGGCAGUAACUGCUCAUUUUAUAAAUGCCAAUUUUAAGCUAAAAUCUCUGCUUUUGGAAUGCAUUCAGAUGAAUGAAUCCCAUACCAGCCAAAAUUUGUCCACCGAAUUGGAAAAAAUUAUUAUUAAAUGGAAGAUGCAAGGUAAAGUCGCUUUAGUUAUUUCGGAUAAUGCGAAUAAUAUUACGCAUGCAAUAAGAGACAUUUUGCAACUAAAGCAUUUUGGAUGUUUUGCCCAUUCCAUUAAUUUGGUUGUCCAAAAUUCCCUGAAAUUAGUGGACACAGUUAUAAUAAAAGUAAGAAAUGUGGUUUCAUAUUUCAAGAGAAGCAUUAUUGGAAAGGAGAAGUUAAUGAAUUUCCAAAAGAAUAAUAAUAUGGAUCCUAAGAAAGUCAUUCAAGACGUUUCAACCAGGUGGAACUCGACUUUUUACAUGCUGGAGCGUUUUAUUGAAUUAAAAGACGCUUUAAGGGGUACUAUUGCUCUAAUGGACAAAGCUACAGUACCAAUUUUAAACUCUGAAGAAUGGCAAAUUUGUGCUGAACUAUGUGACGUUUUGCGCCCAUUCGAAAAUGUCACCAAAAUUGUAAGCGGCGAAAACUACCCAACGGCAUCCUUGGUAAUUCCUCUAGUAAGAGGUUUCUACGACGUUAUUGAAAAUCAAUUUAACAGCACCUAUUUACCUGCUGUUCAAACAGUCAUAAGAGAAGUAAAAAAUCAAAUAGAUCAGCGCUUUGGAAGCAUUGAAUCCAGCAAAACGCUUGGGAUAUGUACGUUUUUGGAUCCCCGAUUUAAACACAUGGGUUUUAGAGAUAAAAACAACGCAGCAAAUGUAAAAAAAAAUUUGUUAAAUGAAUUGGCUGAAGAAAUUAAAAAUAAGGAGAAAUUGAACCCAAACAUUAAUUUAACUUCUGCCAGCACUUCAGCCGUUAAUGCUCCAGAGAAAUUUUCUAUAUGGAACUCUUUUGACAAGAGCUUGGCAGAACUACGGCCUCAGGGAGGUUCAGGUAGUUCUGGUACUGCCAUGUCUCGAGCGAUCAUUGAGAUUGAUAAUUAUAUCAAUGAAAGUUUCCUUCCAAGGACUGAAGAUCCAUUGCUUUGGUGGAAAACAAAUUCACAUAAUUUUCCCAAUUUAACAAAAAUUAUGAAGAACAAAUUGUGUUGUGUGGCGACAAGUGUUCCCUGUGAAAGGGUUUUUUCUAAAACCGGUAUGCUAUUGACGGAUCGUCGAAACCGUCUCGGCCACCAAAGUGUAAGUCGCUUGGUAUUUUUAAAUGUAAAUUCUUGA
This is a messenger RNA of Zophobas morio, 2007 nucleotides long. RefSeq names its product E3 SUMO-protein ligase ZBED1-like. The transcript has 3 exons. Lineage: Eukaryota; Metazoa; Arthropoda; Insecta; Coleoptera; Tenebrionidae. The record is from RefSeq and is a predicted model, not a curated record. Bases 1 to 2007 code for a protein of 668 amino acids. Gene Ontology annotation, molecular function: DNA binding; protein dimerization activity.